This is a messenger RNA of Fusarium musae, 414 nucleotides long. RefSeq lists its product as uncharacterized. The record is from RefSeq and is a predicted model, not a curated record. NCBI's taxonomy places the organism in Eukaryota, Fungi, Ascomycota, Sordariomycetes, Hypocreales, Nectriaceae. The transcript has a single exon. Bases 1 to 414 code for a protein of 137 amino acids.
AUGGUAUCUCAUCUGUCUGAUGUAGCUAAAACAGCUGCUGGUAUCGAGCAGACAACAAUUACUGGCCCAACCAACGCCAGUAAACCCCAUCUAGUUUUUGGUGCAACUCCUGUGGAUGGUCACAUAUACCCCUUGAUUCGAAUCGCAGAAGAUCUCGUGCAGCGUGGCUUCGAGGCCACUUUCAUCGCUGGUGAUCAAUUCGAGAAAGCAAUCACAGGCGCCGGCAUUCGACAUGUUACAGUCCCACCUCUUGUGAAUUCAAAGCUCAUGGCAGAGCGUGAGGCUAUCCCCGCUGGCAUUCCUCGACUUCUCUAUGAUAUCAGACAUAUCUUCACUGGCCAAACUCCUGAGUGCUGGAGGAUCCUCAAAGAAGUUCUGAGGACAUCAGAGCUGAGGAUCCAGAGAGAAAAGUGA